UACUGUGUACUUUCCACUCUUCUCGUUACAACAUCCAAGCCAAGUCAAACACAUAUUUAAAUCUUAUUGCAGAUAUUCAACAUAUUCAUAUUCUUAUUCAGAUCGAGUCACCAGCGCCAAAGCUUGACCAUGCUCAUCACACCAGUCUUACUGCUUUUCGCUAGCGUCAUUCCCUGCAUGGCGGACAGCCCAGCGACAACGGGAAACAUCUUCAUGACUAUCCAAACAAUCGAUGUCUCCUCGGUAUCCAUUCCGCGGCCUCUAACCGGGUCGUGCAUUGGAACCGAUUGCAUCGUUGGCACUGAGACCGAGUCCCAUUGCGUUGAAGUCUGUACUGGCAAUUCUGCGUGCGCGCGGGCAUGUGGUAGCACAGCCGCCGGGACUGAAACGGGCGGAGGAUUCAGUAUCCAAACCGACUCCACGUCGAACCCCGUUACCGUGCCACAAGCAACAACUGGCUUGCUUUCCACUGUCUCUGACACUGGAGUCAUGUCGAUUCCUUCUGGGGAAGUGACUGUUAGCAGGACUGCCAGCAGGACCGCUUCUGCUCCGGCACAGUCUUCAGGAACUGCUUCACGGGGCCAAUCUACCGGCGACGGCGCCGUGAUCCGCCUCGUGCUGACGCUCUCCAUGCUAUCCAUCACUUUCGGUUUUGUAUGGACGCUGAUCUAAUUGGAGAAGUGUUCUUGAGCUCUUUGUAAGCAGUCGACGGCUUGUGACGGCCCAGAUUGAUACCCUGGGUCAUUGAGAAGCAGAUUUCCUUCCGUUCAUUCAAAAAUUGGCUUACUAGUGGCGUUUGGGACUCUCGUGCUUGAUUGGGAAUGGUGGGGGUUAUGUGCGUGCUGGAUACAAACUCUUAAGAGUUGUGUGUGAGAGAGCCGUGUCUGAGGCCAUGUAGCCAAAAUUCAAUACUCUGUGCGAG
Lindgomyces ingoldianus is the source of this 922-nucleotide messenger RNA. RefSeq lists its product as uncharacterized. The transcript is spliced from 2 exons. Bases 130 to 672 code for a protein of 180 amino acids. Lineage: Eukaryota; Fungi; Ascomycota; Dothideomycetes; Pleosporales; Lindgomycetaceae. The record is from RefSeq and is a predicted model, not a curated record.